AUGGUCAGCUCCUGUUGUGGCUCUAUCUGCUCCGAGGAAGGCUGUGGCCAAGGCUGCUGCCAGACCACCUGCUGCCGCCCCAGCUGCUGUGUGUCCAGCUGCUGCAGGCCCAGCUGCUGUGUGUCCAGCUGCUUCAGACCCAGCUGCUGUGUGUCCAGCUGUUGCAGACCUAGCUGCUGCCGCCCCAGCUGCUGUGUGUCCAGCUGCUGCAGGCCCAGCUGCUGUGUGUCCAGCUGCUGCAGGCCCAGCUGCUGUGUGUCCAGCUGCUGCAGACCUAGCUGCUGCCAACCCACCUGCUGCCGCCCCAGCUGCUGCAUCUCCAGCUGCUGCCAACCCUCUUGUGGUGGUUCUAGCGCCUGUGGCUCCAGCUGUUGCCGUCCCUGCUGCCGCCCCUGCUGCUGUCUGAGACCAGUCUGUGGUCAGGUUGGCUGCCAAACCACUUGCUACCGCCCCACCUGUGUCAUCUCCACCUGCCCCCGCCCCAUGUGCUGUGCCAUCCCCUGCUGCUGA
Messenger RNA from Grammomys surdaster, 510 nucleotides. Its product is annotated as keratin-associated protein 4-7-like. NCBI's taxonomy places the organism in Eukaryota, Metazoa, Chordata, Mammalia, Rodentia, Muridae. The coding region runs from base 1 to 510 and encodes 169 amino acids. The record is from RefSeq and is a predicted model, not a curated record. Gene Ontology annotation, cellular component: keratin filament. The transcript has a single exon.